Molecule: messenger RNA, 945 nt
Organism: Acanthopagrus latus (yellowfin seabream)
Lineage: Eukaryota; Metazoa; Chordata; Actinopteri; Spariformes; Sparidae
Gene: mrpl48
Product: mitochondrial ribosomal protein L48
Exons: 8
Coding region: 166-792 (208 amino acids)
Cellular component (GO): mitochondrial ribosome
Source: RefSeq, a predicted model, not a curated record
UCGGACAGAAAAGUGAACGGACCAUCUUCCGGCAGCACUUCCGGAACCAGCAGCAGCUGUCAGUACAUGCGUUUUUUUGACGGUUUUUUGUUGUAGUUACGUGUAGCUAACUGGCCGAAUCACACCGCAGACAUCAAGAGUGUGUUUUCUGUUAGACGCGCAGCUAUGAAUCCUGUCUUCAGGAGGUUGCAGGUUUCUGUCACACAACAGGCGUUAAAUCAAGUGCUCACAUUAUGCCGGGCCACACCAUCCAUCCGGCAUCCUGUUUGUGCUUCUGUAAAUGAAAGACAGUACAGAUCCAUGCCGACACACGGGAUCGGGAAGUGGAGACAUUUUUUACAGAGACAAGCGCCAAAGAAAAAGAAAGACAAACACCAGAUGAAAAAGAUCAUAGCGCCGACGGACACAGCGUACGGGACUCUGAACGUGAAAGUGUCGGGUUAUGACAUGACGGUGGUGGAGCACUACUCCCAGUACAUCCACAACUUCUGCAACCGGCUCGGCAUCAAAGUGUCAGAAUGCUACGCUUUACCAACCAAGAGCACGGAGGUCCUGCUGAUGCAAGAGCAAGGCACCAAGAUGUACGUCGACGCCAUCUUAAAGACUCAUGAGCGAGUCGUGCAGCUGAGCGCUCUGAACGCCGCGAUGUGUCCCGUUUUCAUGGACGUGCUUCUUAAGCAUCAGCCAGAGGGAGUUCAGCUGUCUGUGAUGGAGCACACCGAGGCUGAUUUCCAGGCCCGUUUCAAGGCCCGACCAGAGAUGGAGGGGCUCAUCGCUCAGAUCAAAUAUUAAGACGCUCAGCGAGAAAUAUCUCUUUGUGUAUAUUUAUUCCCCGGCAUUCCUUAACUGAAUGCUGGAAAGGUGAUCAUUUGCAAUGAAAUAACUGCACAUGUUCAUACUUGAUGUUCUUUUGUGACCUCAAAUAAAACCCCUUUCUUUCCCAAC